AUGGCCCAACCCAACCCAUACCUCCUAGCCUGCGACCAGCCCUCGGUGCUUCUCGAGCACUUGCGCUCCAAUCCCUCUGUCGCAUCGUGUCAGGACGAGCACGGCUAUUCCCUGCUCCACGCCGCGGCGUCCUACGGCCACAUCGAUCUCCUCCGCGCCCUGGUGAAAGAAUUCCAUGUCGACGUCAAUAUCCUCGACGAAGAUGGUGAGACCUGUCUCUUCGUGACCGAGAAACCCAAAAUCGCCAAGUGUCUAGUGGAGGAGCUUGGAGUGGACUAUAACAAGAAGAACGACGAGGGCCUGACCGCAUACGAGAAAAUGGAGGCCGAGGACGAGUUCCCUCAGGUCGCCAUCUACCUUCGACAGGCUGCCGGCGCACCUCCCGCAGCCGCCACUUCAGUUCCGCCCCUGGAUCCCUUGAACCCGCCGCCGCCAGUACCGGGCAACUUGCAAGUGAAUAUCGGGACAAUGUCGGAGCAGGAGGCCAGCGCGGGCGAGACAGAGGUGGAUCCGGAGUUCAAGCGGAGGAUAGAUGAACUGGCGGCGCGGGAAGAUUUCCACAGUGAGGCGACACAGAAUCAACUCCGGGAAUUGGUGAUGGAUGCAAUUGCGGGGACCAAUAUCGAGACGCAGGAACGAGAUCUGCGGAGGAGGAUGGAGUGA
Penicillium lagena is the source of this 663-nucleotide messenger RNA. Its product is annotated as ankyrin repeat protein. The transcript has a single exon. The coding region runs from base 1 to 663 and encodes 220 amino acids. NCBI's taxonomy places the organism in Eukaryota, Fungi, Ascomycota, Eurotiomycetes, Eurotiales, Aspergillaceae. The record is from RefSeq and is a predicted model, not a curated record. Gene Ontology annotation, molecular function: protein binding.